This is a messenger RNA of Seriola aureovittata, 1882 nucleotides long. It is a transcript of the gene slc23a1, whose product is annotated as solute carrier family 23 member 1. The transcript has 14 exons. NCBI's taxonomy places the organism in Eukaryota, Metazoa, Chordata, Actinopteri, Carangiformes, Carangidae. The record is from RefSeq and is a predicted model, not a curated record. Gene Ontology annotation, molecular function: transmembrane transporter activity. The coding region runs from base 1 to 1875 and encodes 624 amino acids. Gene Ontology annotation, biological process: transmembrane transport. Gene Ontology annotation, cellular component: membrane.
AUGGGGUCAAGCCCUCAGCUGUUCGCACUCGCCCGUCGGACUAGUCAUGAUUACCUGGCAGAGGGGCAGAGUCACAAAGCAGACAGUAUUGACCUGCCAAUGGGAGAAGACAGAAAAGCUACACAGCCAAUGGAAGAAAAAGGGGCGGGGUCAGACAUGAUUUAUACCAUCGAAGACGUUCCACCUUGGUACCUGUGUGUUUUACUAGGACUUCAGCAUUACCUGACGUGUUUCAGCGGGACUGUAGCUGUCCCAUUUCUUCUGGCUGAGUCCAUGUGUGUUGGUCAAGACCAGAACACCAUCAGUCAGCUGAUAGGAACCAUUUUCACCACUGUUGGAAUCACCACCCUGAUCCAGACCACAGUGGGGGUCAGACUUCCUCUCUUUCAGGCCAGUGCAUUUGCUUUCCUGAUUCCUGCUCAGGCGAUCCUCAGUCUGGACCGCUGGAGUUGUCCCAGUGAGGAGGAGAUUUAUGGGAACUGGAGUCUUCCUCUGAACACCUCACACAUCUGGCAUCCCCGCAUGAGAGAGAUCCAGGGCGCCAUCCUGGUGUCCAGUGCGGUCGAGCUGGUGAUCGGUCUGUGUGGGUUGCCAGGUUUGCUGCUGGAAUACAUCGGUCCACUCACCAUCACUCCAACUGUCUCACUGAUUGGCCUGUCUGUCUUCACCACAGCUGGAGACAGAGCCGGUUCUCACUGGGGCGUGUCAGCACUGUGUAUUUUGCUCAUCGUGCUGUUUGCUCAGUACCUGAGAGCGACAUCACUUCCUGUUCCUUUUUACAGUCGAAAGAAAGGACUGACAUCCACCAGAGUCCAGAUCUUCAAGAUGUUUCCUAUCAUCCUUGCCAUCAUGUUGGUCUGGCUCGUCUGUUACGUCCUCACUCUGACCGACCUGUUGCCGAGCGACCCUGAUCGCUAUGGACACAAAGCUCGGACCGACGCUCGAGGUGACAUCAUGACUUCAUCACCCUGGUUCAGGGUACCCUACCCCUGUCAGUGGGGGUUGCCAGUGGUUACGGUUGCUGGGGUGUUGGGGAUGUUAAGCGCAACCUUGGCAGGAAUUGUGGAGUCAAUUGGAGAUUAUUACGCCUGUGCUCGUCUGUCUGGAGCCCCGACCCCUCCGGUCCACGCCAUAAACAGAGGGAUCUUCACUGAGGGUGUUUGUUGCAUCAUCGCUGGACUUCUAGGAACAGGAAAUGGCUCCACCUCCUCCAGUCCAAAUAUAGGCGUUCUUGGCAUCACCAAGGUGGGCAGCAGACGGGUGGUGCAGUACGGCGCCGGCAUUAUGUUCCUGUUGGGAUCGAUCGGGAAGUUUACGGCUCUGUUCGCCUCGCUGCCGGACCCGAUCCUCGGAGGGAUGUUCUGCACACUGUUCGGUAUGAUCACAGCUGUUGGUCUGUCCAACCUGCAGUUGGUCGAUUUGAACUCGUCUAGAAAUCUGUUCGUUCUCGGGUUCUCUGUGUUCUUUGGUCUGACGCUGCCGACGUACCUGGACUCACACCCCAAUUCCAUCCAAACAGGUCUGGCAGAACUGGAUCAGAUCCUUACAGUUCUUCUGUCCACUGAGAUGUUCGUUGGAGGUUUUUUGGCGUUCUGUCUUGACAACACAAUACCUGGUUCCCGACAGGAACGAGGUUUAGUCGAGUGGAGAUCUUCCUCCUCCUCCUCUUCCUCCUCCUCCUAUGACCUUCCUUUGGGAAAGGGCGUGGUCAGGCGGACUCACUGGCUCAGACGGUUUCCGAUCAGCCCCUCUUUCAGAGGUUUCAGGGCAUCUGACGACCCACCGACACCUGAGGAGGAGGUGGAGGAGGAGCAAGGAAGAGGGGGAGAGGCAGAGGAAGCUGCUGAUGUCCACCUGACCAGCACUAAGGUGUGACUGUGAU